GGAGCUGGGCCAGCAGGUCCGGUGGCAGCGUUGACACUCCUCCAGAACGGUAUCCUCAUCGAUAAAGACUCCAGCCCUCGCAUCGGACAGCGAGGUGUUGGAAUAUUGCCACGCUCCCUAAACUUCUUCAACUUCUUGAGUGUUCCAGAAGUCGACGAUCUGGGGAAAACUGGGCCCAUGGCCCGUUACUACAUGCCAGGGACAUUCGUGGUGGCCCCGCAUAUAGAGCCUACGUUUACGAUACCAUUC
Molecule: messenger RNA, 249 nt
Organism: Suillus subalutaceus
Lineage: Eukaryota; Fungi; Basidiomycota; Agaricomycetes; Boletales; Suillaceae
Exons: 2
Source: RefSeq, a predicted model, not a curated record